Molecule: messenger RNA, 3290 nt
Organism: Nothobranchius furzeri (turquoise killifish)
Lineage: Eukaryota; Metazoa; Chordata; Actinopteri; Cyprinodontiformes; Nothobranchiidae
Product: cullin-5
Biological process (GO): protein ubiquitination; SCF-dependent proteasomal ubiquitin-dependent protein catabolic process
Cellular component (GO): Cul5-RING ubiquitin ligase complex; SCF ubiquitin ligase complex
Molecular function (GO): ubiquitin protein ligase binding; protein-macromolecule adaptor activity
Source: RefSeq, a predicted model, not a curated record
ACACGCAGUUCAGGUUUCUUCUGUUUCAGUUUGUAGCCUCAGAAAUUGCCGAAGGACUACAGAUUCAACGUUUAUUCAACACAGAAUUUCACAGCUAGACCCCUUUUGUCAUUCUCGCGAGAAUUUUCGAGAGGAUAAGUUGAGGGAACAUGGCGGCGCCGUCUAAUUUGCUAAAGAACAAAGGGUCUCUACAGUUUGAGGAUAAAUGGGACCUGAUGCGCCCCAUCGUGCUGAAGCUCCUACGGCAGGAGUCCGUCACCAAACAGCAGUGGUUCGACCUGUUCUCAGACGUCCACGCUGUUUGUCUGUGGGAUGACAAGGGUCCAGCUAAGAUCCAUCAGGCUCUUAAAGAGGACAUUUUAGACUUCAUCAAACAAGCUCAAGCACGGGUGCUGAGUCACCAGGAUGACACGGCGCUGCUAAAAGCCUACAUCGUGGAGUGGAGGAAGUUUUUUACGCAGUGUGACAUCCUGCCCAAACCCUUCUGCCAGCUGGAGAUCACUUUGAUGGGAAAGCAAGGAUGCAACAAGAAGUCCAACGUUGAGGACAGCAUUGUCCGCAAACUCAUGCUGGACACGUGGAAUGAGUCCAUCUUCUCCAACAUCAAAAACAGGCUUCAGGACAGCGCCAUGAAGCUGGUCCAUGCCGAGAGGCUCGGAGAGGCCUUUGACUCACAGCUGGUAAUCGGUGUUAGAGAGUCUUACGUGAACUUGUGCUCCAACCCCGACGACAAGCUGCAGAUCUACAGGGACAACUUUGAGAAAGCUUACAUGGAUUCCACAGAGAGGUUCUACAGAACCCAGGCGCCAUCAUACCUCCAGCAGAACGGGGUCCAGAACUACAUGAAAUAUGCGGAUUCAAAGCUGAGAGAAGAAGAGAAACGAGCUCUACGAUAUCUGGAGACCAGGCGCGACUGUAACUCUGUACAAGCGUUGAUGGAGUGUUGCGUCAACGCUUUAGUGACAUCGUUCAAGGAGACCAUCUUAGCCGAGUGUCCAGGCAUGAUCAAACGAAACGAGACCGAGAAGCUGCACCUGAUGUUCUCUCUGAUGGACAAAGUUCCCAGUGGCAUCGAGCCCAUGCUGAAGGAUCUGGAGGAUCACAUAAUGAGCGCCGGCCUGGCUGACAUGGUGGCUUCAGCGGAGACCAUCACCUCGGAUUCAGAGAAAUACGUGGAGCAGCUGCUGACCUUGUUUAACCGCUUCAGUCGACUGGUCAAAGAGGCCUUUCAGGACGACCCUCGCUUCCUGACAGCUAGAGACAAAGCGUAUAAAGCUGUCGUGAACGAUGCCACAAUAUUUAAACUAGAGCUUCCGAUGAAGCAGAAAGCGGUAGGAAUGAAAACUCAGCCGGAGUCCAAGUGUCCAGAGCUGCUGGCCAACUACUGCGACAUGCUUCUGAGGAAGACUCCGCUGAGUAAGAAGCUCACCUCUGAGGAGAUUGAAGCUAAGCUCAAGGAAGUGCUUUUAGUGCUGAAGUACGUCCAGAACAAAGACGUGUUCAUGCGAUACCACAAAGCCCACCUGACCCGCCGCCUCAUCCUGGACAUCUCAGCAGACAGCGAGAUCGAGGAGAACAUGGUGGAGUGGCUCAGGGAAGUAGGCAUGCCGGCUGACUACGUGAACAAAUUGGCCCGAAUGUUUCAAGACAUCAAGGUGUCGGAGGACCUCAACCAGUCCUUUAAAGAGAUGCACAAACACAACAAGCUGGCUCUACCAGCGGACUCCGUCAACAUAAAGAUCCUGAAUGCUGGAGCGUGGUCCAGGAGCAGUGAGAAGGUCUUUGUCUCUCUUCCCACGGAGCUGGAGGAUUUGAUACCCGAGGUUGAAGAUUUUUACAAGAAAAACCACAGCGGCAGGAAGCUUCACUGGCAUCACCUCAUGUCCAACGGCAUUAUAACCUUUAAGAAUGAGGUGGGGCAGUACGACCUGGAGGUCACCACCUUCCAGCUGGCUGUUCUGUUCGCCUGGAACCAGCGGCCAAGGGAGCGGAUCAGCUUUGAAAACCUGAAGUUAGCCACGGAGCUGCCCGACGCCGAGCUGCGACGCACCCUUUGGUCUCUGGUUGCAUUCCCUAAACUCAAGAGACAGGUGCUGCUGUACGACCCGGUGGUGUCUUCGCCCAAAGACUUUGCAGAAGGAACGUUGUUCUACGUCAACCAGGAUUUCUCUCUCAUAAAAAACUCAAAGGUUCAGAAAAGGGGGAAGAUUAACCUGAUUGGUCGGCUGCAGCUCACCACAGAGCGAAUGAGAGAAGAGGAGAAUGAAGGCAUUGUCCAGCUCAGGAUACUAAGAACACAGGAGGCCAUAAUCCAGAUUAUGAAAAUGAGGAAGCGCAUCAAUAAUGCGCAGCUGCAGACGGAGCUGGUGGAAAUCCUAAAGAACAUGUUUUUACCACAGAAGAAGAUGAUCAAGGAGCAGAUCGAGUGGCUGAUAGAUCACAAGUACAUCAAGCGGGAUGAGACGGACAUAAACACCUUCAUCUACAUGGCAUAGCGUGGCACAUUAGGAUGGCUUGUGUGGACUUUGGUCUCAUUGGAGUUAGCCUGAUGGACUCUAGGAUACUUCCAGGCUUCCCGUCCUCUAAUGAGAAGGGAAAACAUCCCAUCUUGCGCAGGGAGAAGCGUAUUCCAGACUGAGAUGUAUUUAAAAAAAGCUUCCUGCCUUAAAGCUGUACAAAAAAAAGUUUGCUAUCAAAGCAGCAGCUGAGUCUGCACCAAGUGGUUGGAGCUGAUUUUAGUCUAGUCUGUGUUUGAUGCCAUGCUGCUUCACGUGGGCCGCCACUACUACUACUACUACUACACUCCUGGUCAGCACUCGCACAAGUCUAAAGCCACGCUGAUGGGGGAAAAUCUUCAGUCCCAAUCAAAACCGAACCUCUUGAACGAAAUCAUCUUUUUCCUCAAAGGCUAUUCUGCUGCUUGGGUUUAUCACGGGGCCGCAAUGGUGCUGGGGCACAACCAUUACCAGAGAAGUGAUCAAACCCCUAAUCUGGAUAUUCACAAUGUAUAAAACACCAGAGAAGCAACUAGGGGUCUGCAGGACCGAGGCCGACUCUCUGUCCCCGGGUAAACGUGAAGCUUUGAGGUACAAUCAGAGCCCUCUCCCCACAGCAGCAAUCCCCGGGGACAGAAGUGGGGCUGGGGGUCAAAGAGGUCAGCUUGCGCUUGGCACAACCGGCUCGUCUCCAGUAAGAGGAGGCUGAGGUCAGUAUUAAUAAAAUACUACAACUCAAAGCUAUGAGAGAUGUGAAUAAUGGAAUGAAUAAAUAAACAGCACCUUAUUGUGAAA